Truncatella angustata is the source of this 1638-nucleotide messenger RNA. RefSeq names its product myo-inositol-1-phosphate synthase. Gene Ontology annotation, cellular component: cytoplasm. Gene Ontology annotation, biological process: inositol biosynthetic process; phospholipid biosynthetic process. The coding region runs from base 1 to 1638 and encodes 545 amino acids. Gene Ontology annotation, molecular function: inositol-3-phosphate synthase activity. NCBI's taxonomy places the organism in Eukaryota, Fungi, Ascomycota, Sordariomycetes, Amphisphaeriales, Sporocadaceae. The transcript has 2 exons. The record is from RefSeq and is a predicted model, not a curated record.
AUGGCGCCGCACGCCGAGGUUGACUCGGCCUUCUCGGAUGGGGAUGGACACACCAACAACCACCAUCAGGUUGUGACUCCAGCCAAGGAGGAUCUGUUCCAGGUGGAAUCACCCAACGUCGUAUACACUGACUCGGAAAUCCAAUCAAAGUACACGUAUCGAACCACUAGUGUUGCCAAGAAUGCCAGUGGUAAAUAUGUUGCUACACCGAAGGAGACCAUUUAUGACUUCAAGGUUGAACGAAAAGUGCCCAAGGUCGGAAUGAUGCUCGUUGGCUGGGGUGGUAACAAUGGUACUACUGUUACUGCUGGUAUUAUUGCCAACCGCCGAAGUCUUGUUUGGGAGACUCGUGAAGGACCACGCUCUGCCAAUUACUAUGGCUCGGUCAUCAUGGGAUCUACUAUGAAGCUCGGCACCGAUGCUGAGACUAUGAAGGACGUGAACAUCCCGUUUCACGAUGUUCUGCCAAUGGUCCACCCAAAUGAUCUCGUGAUUGGAGGAUGGGACAUUUCGAGCAUGAAUCUAGCAGAAGCCAUGGAUAGAGCUGCGGUCCUCGAACCAACCCUCAAGAGUCAAGUCAAGAAGGAGAUGACAAAUAUGAUUCCUCUUCCCUCGAUCUAUUAUCCCGACUUCAUCGCUGCAAAUCAAGAGGACCGAGCCGACAACGUCAUAGAGGGAAAUAAAGCUUGUAACGCUCAUGUAGAGAAACUUCGCAAGGACAUCAGAGAGUUCAAGACCACCAACGCUUUGGACAAGGUCAUCGUUCUAUGGACUGCGAACACUGAGAGAUACGCUGACAUCAUUCCCGGUAUCAAUGACACUGCCGAGAACUUGCUCAAGGCUGUUGAGAAUGGCCACGAAGAAGUCUCUCCGUCCACCGUUUUCGCCAUUGCUUGCAUUCUAGAGAAUGCUCCAUUCAUCAAUGGAUCGCCCCAGAAUACUUUCGUUCCGGGCGCUAUCGAGCUCGCUGAGAAGCAUGGUGCCUUCAUUGCCGGUGAUGACUUUAAGUCUGGUCAGACCAAAAUGAAGUCCGCCCUGGUUGAUUUUCUGAUCAAUGCUGGCAUCAAAUUGACUUCCAUUGCAUCCUACAACCAUCUUGGCAAUAACGAUGGCAAGAACCUCAGUUCUCAAAAGCAGUUCCGAUCUAAGGAGAUCUCCAAAUCAAAUGUUGUGGACGAUAUGGUCGAGGCCAACACCGUUCUAUACAAGAAGGGCGAGCACCCUGACCACACUGUUGUCAUCAAGUACAUGCCUGCCGUUGGCGAUAACAAGCGCGCUUUGGAUGAGUACUAUGCCGAGAUAUUUAUGGGUGGUCACCAGACUAUAUCUAUCUUCAACGUGUGCGAGGACUCUUUACUAGCUUCUCCACUGAUCAUUGAUCUGGUCGUUAUGGCUGAGAUGAUGACUCGCAUCCAGUGGCGAGCUAACGCUCGCAAUGGCGCCGCCGCAAAGGACUAUCGUGGCUUCCACAGUGUUCUCAGCAUUCUUAGCUACAUGCUGAAGGCGCCACUGACACCUCCUGGCACACCUGUCAUCAACUCAUUGGCUAAGCAACGUGCAGCUCUUACCAACAUCUUCAGAGCCUGUGUUGGUCUCGAGCCCGAGUCUGACAUGACCUUGGAGCACAAACUGUUCUAG